This is a messenger RNA of Pieris napi, 8344 nucleotides long. RefSeq lists its product as uncharacterized. Gene Ontology annotation, cellular component: cytoplasm. Gene Ontology annotation, biological process: autophagosome maturation. The coding region runs from base 127 to 6924 and encodes 2265 amino acids. The transcript has 40 exons. The record is from RefSeq and is a predicted model, not a curated record. NCBI's taxonomy places the organism in Eukaryota, Metazoa, Arthropoda, Insecta, Lepidoptera, Pieridae.
AUUUUUUCUCUUAAUUGACAGCACAAAACAAAAAUAAAUAAAGAUUAUUCCAAAACUUAAUAAACAAACAAUGUAAAAAUACUAUAGAAUAGUGAAUACUUAAUCAUUUAAUUAAAAGUUACCAUAAUGGCGACACUUAUGAAAGAAAAACGCAAAGAGAAAAAGAAAUCCAAAGUUAAAACUGCUACUUAUGACAAAGAAAGUAAUUUAAAAAGUCUACAUGAACCUUUUGAGGAAGUACCAGAAAAUGUUGGUAAUAUGGCAAAAACUGUCCCAGAAGUAUCAGUCCAAGAUAAUACAAUUUUCACUUUAGAUAAUAAUAUUGACACUUCCAAAUCUUAUAAUAAUAUUGAAUGUACAUCUGAGGGUGCAAGUAAUACUUUGGAACAUAAUGUGACUGAAAAUACUGAAUUUAUUCAAAGUGAAAUAAGUACUUGUGCAGAAUAUAACUGUAUUAGUGACACAAAGGAAUAUAAAGAAGCAGCAGAUACUAGUUUAAAUGUAAUAAAAAUAAACAAAACCGAAGAUUUAACUUUUAAAGAUUUAAAUAAAGGUCUACAAAAAAUUAAAAUACCAGAUCUUCAAAAUUCAUGUGAAUUAACAGAUCAGAAAGAAGAUAUAAAACCAUCUGCACCAAUUUUUAGCUUACCUACACAGGCAAAUGUAGAAAAACGUGAAAUGCAUCAUGAGCCUGCAAUUAUUAAAAAGAAAAAAGCUAAAAGUAUUCCUUUAGCAGAGGCCAUUAGAAUUUUUGGAGGACGGGAAAUAGCUGAAGUAAAAGGUUUGAGUGAAAGAGAAGAGGUUGCUGUUGAAACGGGACCUACAAGUGGACCUGACCAUCCUCUUGUUGAUCUUUUAUCUACAUUCAGAUCAUCCCUAUCAGCAUUAGAGAAGGAAAGAGUCAAUAUCAAUUGUGGGUAUAUUGAUGAAGAAAAAAGAAGGAGUGUUUUAUGGAAAAUAGAGAAAAAAAGUAUUACAAUAACAGAACGGUGUCCCUGUGGUGCAAAUGUUGAGCUACAUGUAUUGUAUGAUUAUGCUGAGUUGCAGAAAGAUAGGCUACCAGUUGCAAAGAUGAGAUUAGAAGGACUGUUGCGGGAUGUUCAGGAAACCUAUUGCCAUCAUCAGCAUGCUGCUUUGUUGGCUUAUUCACAAAUAGACGAAUUAAUAUCAGACACAGUUCAAAGCAAUAAGGGUGAAAUUCGUGAAGCGUUGUCAUUGAUACUACAAGCAUUACGUCUGAGCGAUGGGGCUCCAGUAGCAUUUCCUCAAGCACUUGAGCGAUGGACUGCAGUAUUGGCUGAUGCACUGAUAGAUGAGAGGGAUUUGAGGCAGCUACUAUUCAUUAUUCAUCAUUUGUUCAGACAGAGCCGCUCAGUGCAGUGGGCGGGGCGAAUCCUACGUGCGCGUGCGAAUGAUCUAAGUUCUGCAGCGAGGGUUAUUGCUAUUUUGGAUUUAUUGCUUACUGGGAACGCCUCGUUGGAAAAUGCUUAUGAGUGCGUUGAGGACGAGUCUUGGGAGGAGGUGGACGUAAAGGGCGAUAGUGGAGCAGUGGGGGAAGGUCGUCUGCGAGAAAGAGAUCUAAUGAUCGUGCUAAACUCUUUACCCCUCAGGGAGAUUGUCGCUAGGCUCGCUCUGUUCUCUAGAGCGGAUAUAACAGAUACCAGUGAAUACGAAUGGGGUGAUUUAUCCGGUGGCCAUGGGGUGUUAAAGGCCAGUUGUGGCGCGAGAGUAUUGCUAGACGUAAUAUCGCGUGGUGCGCGUACGCAUCACGGUUACGUGCGUCUACGUGAUAGGUUGCGUACGUUAGCGGCGAGUUUGUUGCACGCACUGGCUGCACUCCAUAUGCAUUCUAGGAAUAAGUACACCAAAGAGUUAGAAGAUAGAAUAGAGUCCGAGUUGGAGGCUUGUUUCUCUAUGGGACUGUCAAUAAUGGGAGAGGAAUUGGAUAAACUCCCUUCUACUCUGCUCACAGACGACUCAGCUCGGGAAUAUUGUAUGGCGUUUGAAAACUUACAUGACAAAUCACCUCAACGUGUGGAAGCCCUAAACACAAUACCAGUAGUGAGUUGUGAGUCGCGGGUGAAAGUGGUUACGCAAGUAGCGAUUGAUCGACUAGUGGAUAACGAUUUGGCAUCCGCUGUACUGCAGUUUUUGUUCGAGACUGGAAUCAAACGUAAACCGGCGAAUCUGAAAUGUUUAUGUGACUCUGUGGCUCGGGAAAACAUUUCUCGCCUUUUAGAUGCUCACCCAUAUUUAUAUACGACAGCAUUGCAUAUAUUCGCUGAUAUUUCACAGGGUGAGUCCAUAGACAGCAAUCUGAUGAAACAUUUGUGCGUCUCAAAAUGGCGGCCGAAUCUGACAGACUUACAGCAAGUAAUCAAUGAUUGGACCCAAAAAUGCCCUCAAAUUAUUCAAUAUUUAUUACUGGAUAUGGAUUAUACGCCUCACAGUGGAGUAUCUCUGGAAGCCCAACUUUACAUUGGAUGGUGGGUCUCACAAAUCCCAGAGGCCCCGGAGUGGAUUUGGGCGCUUCUGAAACUUUUGCGUCUGCACCGCUCCCACUGGGCCCUUCCGCUCGAGGCCCCAGGUCUAGAUAAGGCCCCAGAUACACUGUCGGAAGUUAUGUUUGCGUUACUGGCUACUGAUUGGGGACAUUGUGUACCACUUGCCUGUGGUCCAGGCGUGGAUGCCUUACAUCGCUUAGCGGUGUCUCGGCCUGUGGAAGCUCUGCACUGCUUGGGGCAGCUCGUUACUGUGAUGGCUUCUUCACCCGAGUCCAUCUCCCUUACUCCUAAAUUUGCAGAAAUCAUAACAGUGAUCUUAAACUGGCGACCGAAUCUCGUUCAACGUGCCUUUGGGCGUGGCGGACAAAAUGGCGCCGAUCUCUUACAGAAUCUCGUUAUUCAACAACUUCAAGAUAAAUCACUGGAAACCCGUAGUGCGAUGCUAACGGCAUGGCUACACAUGUUAUGGACGCCAGCACAAGUGGGUUCGAGUCGUGGAAUAUUAGAUUCUGCCGUACGUUUUACGCAGGACUGGAGGACGCUUGAUAAUCACGUGUCUAUGAUAUUGCAGACUGAAAACAGCAAACAGUACAUAGAUGACGCAUUACGUUACUCGACAACCGCGCCGCUUUUGUGCGAGAGCGUACUUCGACGUGCUCAUGGUACUGAGCUGCAAUCGGGAUUGUAUGUUCGUCUGCUGGAUGUACUGGCGACGCAGAGGGACCAAAAGCAGAGGAUACAUGUCGAUAAUGCCAUCAAGAAAGUGGGCGGCACAAUGUCUUCAGAAGAUCUGGUCAUACAUCGCACAGCUAAUACUGUACUAAGUGUCCCAUUCUCCCACCCGGCCCAUCUGACUUUAUGGAGACUGUUCCUCCAUCUCUAUCUCCAAAGACCACAGUCCAGUCCGCACGAAACGUCACCGCCAGUUGGUCCACUAUUCUUCAGUGGUCUAGUCAAGACGCGUACAUUGGCCCAAUUAAAGAAACGCCUACAAGAAACGAUUACGUAUCACCAACAGACAGCCGAAUUGAAUCAUUCUCCAACAGUUGAUUCUCCGGAAGAAUCGAAUACGACGUUCGAUAAAAGUCCAACCUCAAGUAAUAUAUUCCCGGAGUUGUCGAUUAGCGAUAUGUUUGAAGAGUCCAGUGAUGAAUCGAAUUCCGAUGUAGAAAUAGAAGAGAAUGUUGAAGUGAGGAGUGGAGGAGACAAUAUCCUGGUGACAUAUCAUAAUGGCGCUGAGAGAAUGGUUCGUGAAUACGUCCGCUGUUUAGAGGAAGGCGAUAAAGUGCGGGCGUACCCUCACAACGCGGACAUCGCCAUAUUUAUUCCUGAACAGGCAUUAUCAGCGGCAUGGGAAAUGUCCCAUCCAUAUAAUCUUCCUUCUCCCUCUGUACGUGAAGUGCCCGUCCCACUAACGUACUACGAACAAGCAUUGCGUGCUGUACGUAAUAUAAACGAACGGACUCAUGAAAGUUGGUCCUUUGGCCUAGCGGUUCGAAUCCACAUUGGACCCGCUACCUUUUUUUAUUGUCCUCCCAUCUUCUUAUGUUCCUGCCUCUCUUUUGUUUCUCACUUCGUGUACCACUCUUUUACGAUUCGUUUCCAUUUCAGAAAGAAGAAACGCGUCAUAAAAUCUCUAGUGGAAAAUGUUAACUUUAACGACACACGAGUCGUAAUGAAGUUUAUUGAAAAACAUUUGGUGGAAGUAGAACAGUUUUCUCGUGAAUGGUCAAGCGAGGUUAGUCGUAUAUCGCAACUGGAUGGGCGGUUAUGGGAGUUAGUCGGCAAGCUGCGCAUACGCAGACCGUUGCCGCCUGUUAAGAAAAGUUGUCCACAAAAUUGUACACCGAUUACAAUACGAAUUGCGGAAGACGAGUGGUGUAUAUCAACAGCGGCUGAACGAGAAAUACAAGAGAAUAGACGUUCAUCUCGUGCUAACGUGCGUCGUUUGUGCCGUGCACGUCCGCAUUUCGCACGUACAGCUGCCGCACUCAUAUCUGCUGCUACGCACGCCCGUAACGCCGAUACAGCGGUUAGUGUGUGCGAAAGAGUGUGGCGAUACACCCCUCUCACUCACACGUGCACGCACGCGCAACAAUUGUUGGCCAAUGUCGUCGCCCUACUUGCUGAGAAAUGGAUCAGUCACGACUCUCGUCGUAUAGUGGAAUUACUGUCUCGUUGGAGCCGAGGUGAUUCUACCCAGCAGUUACUCUGCAGUGCCCUUAUAUCGCCCACAAAAUUGCCCAUGAGCGAGUGGGCACACGUGUAUGUAGCGACAUGUAAGGCCAACUUGCCUUCUCACACUACGUUUAGUUAUUUAUCUAAGUUUGACAUAUCCCGUUGGGCCAUCGCAGUAGAUACAGCACAGCGUAGAGAAGUCCUUCUAAUAAUCACUGACACUGCGCAGAAAUGGGGCCCUAAACCUGACACGGAGCAUCAUGUGCUUAUAGAGCUUUUAGGCGUCCACUCACACGCUAUUGUAUCAUCUGCGGAACUAAAUGUUCAUGUGUGCGAAGCUUUCCGACGCGCAGCUUCAGGAAAAUUACCGCCGGGAUUUUGCGCACAUUUGACAAGAGCCGUAGAGUCGCAUGCGCAUCUGCUGACCUUUGAUCAGAUCGGCCAUUUCCUACGCGACGUAGGCAAUAUUUGGUGGGAGGCGCGUAAAAGUUCCUCGAACAGGCAAAUGUAUCCCCAAUACGCAACGCACGUAGCGGCCGUGUUGACCUCACUACAACGGGCAUUCGUCGAGGCUGCUCGCAACUUGAGCUAUGCUCCUGAAAGAGUGACGCUAUAUUCCUGGUCAUCAAUGGUAGAAUCUUGGUCAGCGUGGAUUUCACCACAAUCCCUCGAGCCACUUCUUCCUUCCACGUGCGAGGAUGAAAAGUACACGCAAAUGCUUCAAAAUUUUCUCACUUGUGUACUGAAAGUUAUGGAAGAUAGUCCCGAUAGCACAGAAUCUCUUUUAUACGAAAUAUGGAGUUGGUGUGUGGAGACAUACUGUGCCAACAGUAGGGACAGCACACAAGAGUGCCGCGUCCAACUGUCUGCAUUGUUGUCUGUGGUCCUACAACUUGACUGGCGUCAUCAGUGGUUUAGGUCUGCUUGUCUUCCGAGAGUUAUUCAGAUCAGCGAAUCAGGCGAUAGAGAGAUCACGACGUGGUCCAGUACUACGUUAAGUCAUACGCGAGCGGAGACGUGGCUGCGUUCAGUGCCUGACGUACACGUCGCCCCAACGUUGGGUGCGCUCUUCGAUUUGUUCGUGUCAAAGAACAUGCAGUUUUCAGAACAGUUCAUAUCGGAAUGUUGCGGAGUUUCCUGGUGGAGACUUCCUACAGAAGCUCUGGAUCAGCUGCUAGAGAAGUUCUACUUCCAACACCAUAACCCAGGAAUGCCGUACUGCGACCUGCCACAGUUCCGCAUUGUCCUAUCGGCUAGUCAGCUAAGCGUUCAUCCAAACACGCCGAGUACGAUCGGCAAUAAUGCCACGUCACACGUGAAGCGUUGCCGCGCCGUUUCGCAGUACGUAAGAGCCGUUGUGUCGCCGCCCUUACAGUCGCAUCUAAGGACUCACGUGACAAGAUUAUUGCAAGUUAUUACCGAUCUUGUACCAUACACAGACACACAGGGACAUUUAGAAGAAAUUCUCAGUCGUAUAAUGGUUAUUAUGUGUAUGGAGCCUGCAGCUAAAAUUGUUCUACCCGUUUUAUUACAAUGGCUGUCACAAUGCAACAGCACGUUACGAGUAGCGAGCAUGUCCUCUGUAGCUUCGAUCACGGUGUUCGAUUAUUUUCUUCCUCUAGCUGAUUUUUUGGCGAAGACACACUUAAAUAGUGCUGAUGGCACGGGUUGGCAAGAAGCAGUGAUCCGUUGGAAAUCAAGCCCCUGGUGGGAGGCGAGUGCGUGCAUCAAACGUGCUGGAUUGUAUGCCGCGUACGCACUUCUACGUGCACGUCCCAACGAGCACACGCCCGAACGUAUAUGUGAAGCUUUAUUGGCAUUGAACAAUGCGGCGAUUAACUUCUCCGAAAACGAAGAGAUAAUAGCAUUAUGGAUUUGCGUUGUAUCUCGUAUUGCCACUACUCAAGGGGAGGACGCGAGGGAAUGUAGGAAUGCUGCGCAGGAGUUGAUCGAUAAAUGGGCAAUCGAGCCCAAACGUUCCUUGCUUCAAGUUGUCGCUUUGCAGACUACGGCACCUGCGCCUACACCACGACAUCGUAUCCUUUGCCGUUUUGCUCAAUGCAUCACAUCCUCAUCGGACACGACCGCCCGUUUAUACGAAGCAGCUGUAAAUUCUGUACUGGGUUCGACUCCCGGUGACGUCGUAACGUGGUAUAAAAAUCCUAGUCUAAAGAAGUUAUUGCAAUUAGCUAAUAAAUUGUAUCCUAAUAGAGAAUUGUACUUUGGAGCGGAGCUUAUGUAGUUUUUGUUUUGAUACAUAAAAAUGGGUGAAUACUUACGGGAAGUAUUUUUAUUCAAUUUUUUUUUCCAAAGAAAACCUGUUUUUGAAACGAUUUGUGUUUAAUUUUUUUUUAUAAUUUUACUGUUGGAAUUGUAUAUUUUACUCCAAGAAAAGUUAUUGCAACGACUAUAUGUUUUUUAACUAUACUGUUAUUGAAUUUGUCAAUAUUUCAGUAUAACAAUCUGUAUACUUUUAACAAUAUGACAAAUUUUGUGUAUAAUUUGUUGUGUUUCGGAAAUAAUAGUCAUAGUGAACCAUUUUGAUGACAUAAGGGUAUCCACGCAUAUCUGGUAUCAUGUGCCAUGUGGGUAAUUAAAGUUAAUAGGUUUUGAAGACGGUUUAAUUUUUACAUCGUUACGAAAUUCUAUUCGUAAGUUUUAGUUCAAAUAAAUUGUUGUUUCAUCGUGAAAUUGUAUAGAAAUUAAAUAAAAAAUUUAAUUGUUUCGGAUUCUUGCCAGUUCGAUUGUAAAAUAAUUUUUGUAAUUUAGUUUUCAUUUGAGUAAAAUUUGCUUUGUACGUCCCAGUUUUAAAAUUGUAAUUUUGCCAUGACUACUUUUUUUAACUAAAAUAUUUUCUAUUAAUAAGGUAAUAGGAAUCUUUGGUAGCUGUACCAAUUCUUCUACUUUCUCUAUUGAGAGUUUGACAGCGCUCAUAUCAUAAGUUUGUAUAUAAAUAUAUACAUAUUAUGUUUACUCAUUUAUAUACUCACUACUUCUGUUUGUUUAUUAUUUGCUCAAAUUAGCAGAUAUAAGGAUGAUUAAGAAAAUCUCAUGUUUUCAUUGCGUACACUUAUUCUAAUUCUAUGUAAGCAAAUGUUUAAAAACAGUAUCGAAGAACAAUCCUAUUAUUUCUUAACAAAAUGGAAAAAGUAAUCACAACUAAAUAAAAUUCAGGUGGUCCAAUCACUUUUUUUAUUAACUCCUUACGGUGAAGAAAAACAUUGUGAGGAAACCGAUGCCUUUUAGAAAAAACAAAUGAACAUAUGAUACAGAAAUCUGGGGCCCAGACCUCAAAAGGUUGUGGCCGUACUUUUUUAUUUAUUUGUGAGACUUAGAAUGUUUUGUCUCUUAUUUAUUGCUAAGGAUAAUAAAGACAAAACGUUCAGUAGUUUCUAAUGCUAUUAUUAUAAACUUUCUUUAGAAUUCUUUAAACUGAAUAUAAUGAUUAUGCCUAUUUAGGAGUAUUAAUUUGAAUUUCCAUUUCCAUAGUAUUGUUGUUCGUUUAUUUGUAAGAUGCGCCUUGGUAUCUUUCGUGUACGAUCAAGUUUAUCUCUAAAAUUGUUUGUAAGCAAUCCUCUAGUUUGGUAAAGAUUUAACUGUGAUAUGUAUUGUAAGAGAUAAAGACUUUGUAUGUGAAUUAUCAAUAAAUAUAUCGAAAUUAA